AUGCAGGAUACAAUGAUGAAAUAUGUGAGCGUCUAUUUCAAAUUCAAAGGGGAGAUCUCUUGUGUAACCUUGAAGACAACAGUGGAGGAUAUAAGUUUGGCAAUGCUAGAAGAAAAGUUGUAUAAAAAGCUUGCGUUGGAUGAAAGUAAGGGAAAUGAUGAUGUUUAUGAUGAAAUCGGACCGAAGGCCAUAACUCUGUAUGUAGAAAAUGGUCAAGCAAAUCAACAGAAGGAUCCGAUAGAUGCAGAGAAUGAUUUUAUGGAGACGGACACCGCAGCGGAGACAGACACUGCAGCAGAGACAGACACUGCAGCAGAGACAGUCACCGCAGCUGAAACGGACACAGCAGCUGAAACGAACACAGCAGCUGAGACGGACACCGCAGCAGAGACGGACACGGCAGGUGAGACGGGUAUGGCUGCAGAUAAGUAUGUUGAGCAGCCACCUAUAAAAAAAGGUAGUCAGGUUAUAGAGGCUUGGGAAGACGGUUUGGAUCUGUAUAAAUUUCAGGAGUUUCCAAGUAAGAGAGCACUUCAAGAGGUGGUCGAUAGAGCUGCAUUUGGUGAAUGUUUUCGUUAUGUUAUCAAAACGUCGGACCGGAGACGAUUGGUGUUAAAAUGUUGUGAAGCAACCUGUAAGUGGAGUUUACGAGCUGCAAAGAUUUCAGAGACUGAAAUUUUUUCAGUUAGGAGGUACACGGGUGUGCAUACAUGCUCUCGGUCUAAUCAAAGUAAAAGCAGCAACAUCAAGAGGAAAGGCUCAGCAGAAUUAGUUGCAACUUUUCUGAAUGAGGAAUAUCCUGGAAAACUAAGUACUCCCGUUCCGAAAGAUAUCAUGGAUCUUAUAAAGUUAAAACUUGGUGUAACAAUAUCCUACUCUACAGCCUUGAGAGGGAAAAAUCUAGCUAUUUCUGAGUUGCGUGGUGGUUCGGAAGAGAGCUACAAGAUGCUAUAUAGCUACUUGUAUAUGUUAGAGCAGGUCAAUCCGGGAACAAAAACAGGGGUGAAGUUGGAUGAGGCAAAUAAGUUCAAGUACCUCUUCGUAGCUCUGGGAGCUUGUAUCGAAGGUUUUGCAGCCAUGAGGAAGGUGAUAGUUGUCGAUGCCACAUUUCUGAAGAAUGGAUAUGGUGGUGUACUAGUAUUUGCUAAAGCUCAAGAUCCUAAUCGUCACCAUUAUCCGCUUGCGUUUGGUGUACUCGACGGUGAGAAUAAUGCUAGUUGGACAUGGUUUUUCGAGAUGCUCAAAACUGCUAUACCAGACUCUUCUGAAUUAGUAUUUAUGAGUGAUAGAAACCAGAGCCUAAUCGCGGCUGUAGCUAAUGUGUUUCCACAAUCUCACCAUGGCCAUUGUAUAUGGCAUUUGUCUCAGAAUGUGAGAGGGCAUGCUUGUAACACAACAAAAGCCGUAGUCGCAUGGAGAUUUAUGGAGUUGGCUAGGUGUUACACGAUGGCUGAGUUCGAGUCUGCUUACGCAUCUUUUAAGGUGAGAUUUCCUCCAGCUUACAAGUAUUUGGAGGAGCAUACGGAUAAACACACAUGGGCUCGGGGUUAUUUCCCAGGUGUGAGAUACAACUUGGAUACUAGCAACAGUGUGGAGUCAAUGAACAGCAUCUUUAGGGACGCCAGGAGGUAUGCUUUAAUACCAUUGUUGGAUACAAUCAUCAAAAAGUUUUCAGACUGGUUCAAUGAACAUCGGAAGGACUCUGUGACUGGGUCGAUUGAUAUCAAACUGGUUCCGCUUGUCGAGAUUCACUUGCAUAACCUAUGGAGCACAGCUGAGAAAACACCAGUGCGUGAGUUUAAUAGUUAUGAGCUUGAGUACGAGGUAACCGACACUGAAAAUGGGAAGAAUUAUGUUGUGAACUUGAAAGAGAAGAGCUGUAGCUGCAAGGUGUAUGAUUAUGAAAAGUAUCCUUGUCUGCACGGACUUGCUGCUUACUUAUAUUUCCCUGAGGUUGAAGCUGAUCCUGGUCGUCAACGUGAUGUCAAGAUAGAGUAUCAUGAGUUGUGCUCGAAAUAUUACUGGACGGAACUUUGGGCAUUGGCUUAUUACAAGACCAUUUAUUCUGUGCCGGACAGGUGUGAUUGGAAUGUACCAGAUCACAUCAAAGAGCUUCAGAUCAUACCUCCAGAUUGCCUCAAGAGGAAGGGAAGAAAAAAGAAUAAGAGGAAUCCAUCUGUUGGCGAACGACGUAAAAGGACACAAAACAUAAGGCGACCAAGGCAAAAUUUUGGUUUCAGUUGGCUGUUGUUUGGAAUGCGUAGUAGUAAUCCCAAUGAAUCAAACUAG
Brassica napus (rape) is the source of this 2289-nucleotide messenger RNA. RefSeq names its product protein FAR-RED ELONGATED HYPOCOTYL 3-like. The coding region runs from base 1 to 2289 and encodes 762 amino acids. The record is from RefSeq and is a predicted model, not a curated record. NCBI's taxonomy places the organism in Eukaryota, Viridiplantae, Streptophyta, Magnoliopsida, Brassicales, Brassicaceae. Gene Ontology annotation, molecular function: zinc ion binding. The transcript has 3 exons.